This is a messenger RNA of Aedes albopictus (Asian tiger mosquito), 2321 nucleotides long. RefSeq names its product juvenile hormone esterase-like. The record is from RefSeq and is a predicted model, not a curated record. Lineage: Eukaryota; Metazoa; Arthropoda; Insecta; Diptera; Culicidae. The transcript is spliced from 4 exons. Bases 657 to 2318 code for a protein of 553 amino acids.
UAACGAUUAAAAUAAUCAAUAAUAACAGAACACACAUUUGCUCGACGUGCAGUCAAUAUUGAUUAUCAAUCAAGAAAAAUCUGGUAUUAUCCAUAUCAAUAGACGACGUUACUGGUAAAACUGGAUGAGCAACCCUGCAAUCAAUCCCAGAGGAGACAUCCUUAUUUCUCGGGUGUUCUGUUACCAUGCUCCUCUAAUUGGGUGUGAAUUUAUAAAAAGCAGCGCACUUUCAUCGCACGCAUCAAUAGUCGCCAGUAUCAGUUCGAGGAACAUUCUCGCCAUUCUCACCCGGAGAAAUAUAUGCACCGUUAAAUUGCCAAUCAGGCAAAUUGAAUCGAAGCCGCUCAUUAGCUUUUUUACUAAAUUCAAAUGUGCGCUAUGGGGCAGAGCUCAGCAGCAGCAGCGGUGCAAUUAAACAAUACAAGUGUGUCGUACUCAACUUUUACGGCUUAAGGGACGAUGCACACUCGGAAGUUAACAGCUCAUGUGAAAAUAAAACAACUAUAACUGCGCCUCUAUAACGGCGGCAGCAGUAACAAGCGAAACGAAUUGCAACAAUCCUGUUCGGAGGCACGUGAAAAUAAUGCUGUGCAGUGCAGUUGCAAUUUCAAUGGGAAACAAAGUGCAUCCAAUUUCAGAUUGGUGAAAAUAAGGAUAUGAAAACAAUCCCGGAUCUCUGUGCUACUCUGCUGCUGGCAGCAACCAUCUAUAACGUUGUUGCUGCAGGAAGCCCGAAAUGUAUUGCUAAGUUCGAUAAUGGAAUUGGUGCAGGUGUUCUGAGGGAAACGUUUUCGAAAAAGUUAUACUGUGCAUACCUGGGAAUUCCGUACGCUAAACCGCCAGUAGGAGAGUUGCGAUUCGAGAAUCCUGUGCCAUAUUAUUUCUACGGUUCGGCAACCUUCGAAAACGUGUCAUAUCCAUGCAAGCAGCACACCAUUGCUUGGCACAAGCUCGGCAACGAAGAUUGUCUGUAUUUGAACGUUUAUACCACGCACGUUAGAGUAAGCAAAAGGCCACGACCUUUAAUGCCAGUAUUAGUGUGGAUUCAUGGCGGGAGCUUCACCGAAGGUUCAUCAGAAACUGACAUCUUCGGUAGUGAGUUCAUAUUGGACGAGGAAAUCAUAGUCAUCACAUUCAACUACCGUUUAUCAUCGUUGGGAUUCUUUGGAAUAAAGGAUUUGCAUAUAGCUGCUAAUUUGGGACUCAAAGAUCAAACCGAAGUGUUGCGAUGGGUUCAGCGGAACAUCAGAAGAUUUGGUGGAAACUCCAACAGAGUUACCUUGAUGGGGUGGAGUUCAGGAUCUGCGUCUGCAACCUACCAUAUGUACGCUCGCUCCUCAAAAGGACUGUUUCGUCGGGUAAUUGCUAUGAGCGGAACAAUGACACAACCAUGGGCAUACAAUUUCAUAACUCAAUGGUGUAGCAACGAAUUUAUAAAACAAAUGGACGUAACUAACAAAGCACAACUUAAAGUAAAACCAGCAACAAUCCUGGUAUCUAAUGAUGGGCCAAAAUUCCACUAUUUAACGUUCUCUCAUUCAUGUUACAUGCCCAGUGCGGAUAAGGAUUACGCGCGAAAGCAUCCAUACGAUACCGUUCGUACGAUGAGGCCGCUCACCGAUGUGCCGCUUAUGGUUGGAAGCACGGCAGUAGAGCACGAGAAUUUAUACGACACCAGAAACUUCAGUAUGGAUCAAUUCAAUUAUCCAAAUAACAACGUCACCAUCUACGAGCGCAUCAGAGAUUAUCUCGAACAACUUCGCGGGAACCGUUCUUCACGGGUUUUCUAUCGAAAGCUGGGCUCGUAUGCCGACUACCAGUUCGGCGUACAAUAUUUCAUCGAGAAGGCAUCCCAGCAGUUUAAGUCACCGAUUUAUCGUUACCGUUUCUCGUUUGACGGACCAUUUGGCUACGCCAAGAACGUAUACUACAAAAAUGAGAUUCAUCCAAUGCCUGGUGCCAUGCACGGUGACGAUCUAGGAUAUCUCUUCACACCAUACAACUACCGGAAUAUUGUAGAAUCAAACAAAGUCAACGAGCCACUCGUCAAGCAAUCGCAAAAGGUUCUCCGUCGAAUGGUGCGCCUAUGGACAAACUUUGUCAAAUACGGAAACCCAACACCAGCUGGAAGCAGAACAACGUGGCCACAAUAUAACGAUCAAAAUCAAUCAAGUCAGUAUCUUAACAUCGGACAACAGCUUAAAGUGCGAAGGGAGGAGGUAUCCAAUAAAUAUUAUUACCAAAUGUGGAAAACUGUAUUCAACUGCUUGUAUUAUUUUGAAUGUGAUUUUUUGAAUGAAAUGAAUGUUGAUGAAUAGAAA